AUGAAGCUUCUCACGCUCCUUGCCCUCGCGGCUACGGCCACGAGCCACGCCAUCUUCCAAAAGGUCUCCGUCAACGGCGUUGACCAGGGCCAGCUCAAGGGCGUGCGCGCCCCCUCGAGCAACAACCCGGUCCAGAACGUCAACGACGCCGACUUUGCCUGCAACAAGAACAUCCAGUACAAGGACAACAACAUCCUCACCGUGCCCGCCGGCGCCCGCGUCGGCGCCUGGUGGGGCCACGUCAUCGGCGGACCCCAGGGCUCCAACGAUCCCGACCACCCCAUCGCCGCCUCCCACAAGGGCCCCAUCAUGGUCUACCUCGCCAAGGUCGCCAACGCGGCCUCGGCCUCGUCGACGGGCCUGCAGUGGUUCAAAGUCGCCGAGAACGGUCUCAGCGGCGGCAAGUGGGCUGUCGACACGAUGAUCUCCAACGGUGGCUGGUACUACUUUGACCUGCCGACCUGUGUUGCGCCUGGCGACUACCUCAUGCGUGUUGAGCUGCUGGCCCUGCACGGCGCAAGCGUUCGCGGCGAGGCCCAGUUCUACUUUGAGUGUGCCCAGAUCCGCGUCACCGGCUCGGGUAGCAACACGGGUUCCAACUUUGUAUCCUUCCCCGGCGCCUACUCGGCCACGGACCCCGGUGUCCUCAUCUCCAUCUACGGCAACACUGGCCAGCCCGACAACGGCGGUCGCACCUACGCCAUCCCCGGCCCCAGGCCCAUCACCUGCUCCGGCAGCCCGCCGCCCAGCAGUCCGCCCCCCUCGACGCCUCCUCCUUCGACCCCGCCCCCAAGCUCGCCUCCUCCUUCGUCCGGCGGCGGCGGCUCGGCCCAGCUCUGGGGACAGUGCGGCGGUAUCGGCUGGACGGGACCUACGACUUGCGCGUCGGGCACGUGCAAGGUUUCGAGCGAGUACUACAGCCAGUGCCUGCCCUGA
Molecule: messenger RNA, 936 nt
Organism: Verticillium alfalfae VaMs.102
Lineage: Eukaryota; Fungi; Ascomycota; Sordariomycetes; Glomerellales; Plectosphaerellaceae
Product: cellulose-growth-specific protein
Exons: 2
Coding region: 1-936 (311 amino acids)
Biological process (GO): carbohydrate metabolic process
Cellular component (GO): extracellular region
Molecular function (GO): cellulose binding
Source: RefSeq, a predicted model, not a curated record